Messenger RNA from Closterium sp. Yama58-4, 629 nucleotides. Lineage: Eukaryota; Viridiplantae; Streptophyta; Zygnematophyceae; Desmidiales; Closteriaceae. The record is from the annotation of a GenBank genome assembly.
UGUGACUAUACGCGAGCUGCAGAGAAUAAACGGGAUGCAGUCCGAUGCCUUAUAUGAAGGAGCGGUGCUGCUCGCACCUAAAGGCGCCAUCACCCCCCCUCCCCCUGACGUGCGCCCCGGCCUGCGCCGCACCAACCGUCUGCUCUUCUCGCGCCCGUGGGUCCGCCCUCCUGCCCUCGGCCAACCACAGCGCGACACGUGGCGCUACCACCCUGGCACACGGCCCCGGCUUAACCAGGCACAAGCGCGGUGGGAUGAGGCACGGAGGAAGGGGUUUCACCGGCUGCUGCAGGGUUGGCUGCCUCUGCGCUCGCCCAUGGAUGGCUGCUCCGCGUGUUUUGUGAGCAGCCCUUUUGGGCCCAGAUGGGGAUCCUUUCAUCGGGGCGUUGACGUGGCAGCCGAGGAGGGAGAGCCAAUCAGAGCGGCUAGGAGCGGGGUGGUGACUCACGUGGGAGAGAUGGAUGUGUACGGCAAUCUGGUCACACUGGCGCACGAGGCAGGCUUCACCACCCACUAUGCUCACUGCUCCAAGAUGCUUGUUCAGGCCGGGCAGAGGGUGCGGGCAGGGCAGGUGGUGGCGCUGGUGGGCAACACAGGCCGGUCCAUGGGGCCACAUCUGCACUUUGAAG